AUGAAAUUGAGCGUGGGGAUAUUUUUUGGAGGCUUCUUCGGGGCACUGGGAGUUUUGCUCUUUUUGGUGGCCUUUGGGACAGAUUACUGGCUUCUUGCUACAGAAGUUGGAAGAUGUUCAGAAGGUCCAAACAAUAUCACGGAGGAGAAGGUCACUUUCCACCAUGAAGGUUUCUUCUGGAGGUGCUGGUUUGUUGGAGAUGUAGAAGAGGACACUAACAAUAUUUGGAAAUAUUGGUACACCAACCAAUCGCCGUCUAAGAAUUGCACACAUGCCUAUCUUUCUCCAUUUCCUUUUAUCCGAGGUGAACACAACUCAACCGCCUAUGACUCUGCAAUCAUUUAUCGUGGUAUCUGGACUGUGCUCAUGCUCCUGGGGGUGAUCACUGUUCUGGUGGCCAGCUUCUUCAUCAUCUGUGCAGCUCCCUUUGCCAGCCAUAUUCUGUACAAAGCAGGAGGAGGCAUUUUCAUCGCUGCAGGCAUCUUGUUUUCACUGGUGAUCGUGAUGUAUGUCAUCUGGGUCCAGGCAAUGGCUGAUCUGGAAAACUACAUGAAUAUGAAAAAAAUUGAUUGCCCAGACUUUGUUGCUUAUGUGCACUAUGGCUGGUCUUUCAUACUGGCUCCUAUAGGAAUAUUUUUUGCUUUGUUUGCAGGAAUGCUCUUCCUAUUAGUAGGGCGUACUAUUCAACUGAACUCUGACUUAUCACACAUCUAAUAAUGGGUAUACUGGGAUUGUGAUAAAAAUUUUAAACUGGAACACAAAUUAUGUACAUUAUUGCCACUACUACUAUAUAGCAUUUGUAGAGGCACUUCUAGAAUUGCUUAAGUUACUUGUUUAAUUGAAACGUUCCUAUGGGACAUAAAACUCACUAUAGGAAAAAAUAAUAACUUUCAUUCCUAUCCAAUUUCUUUAAGUUCUUUAAGUUCUACAUGGAAUGGUUCUCCACAUAACAUUAGAGCUCCCUGCAAACACAGGAGGGCAAAAACCCACCAACAUAAAAAUGGGUCAAAUCAGGAUUUUGUACGUUUGUCUUAGCCAUUUACUUUGUGCCACUGUCAAAAAAGUCCUUGUGGAGAAUGGUAAAGACAGAGGAAAACAAAUGUUCAACAGAGUAAUUUAAUCCACCUCCUCUCCCCCUUUCCAAAACUUUCCUUUGCUUUAAUAUGAACAAACACUUCUGCACUUAAAAAUAGAGUACAGUUGUUCAUGCAGUAUCCACAUGAACUGGGCAGUAGAGAAGAUGAUUCCAGUGAAUAAUGAUUUGGGGCUAAUAUCUACAUGUAAUAGCUUAACUGUUAACAUGAUAUGUUUUACUGCUAUGUAAACAUUUGAAAGCUGUAUUCUUCUAUAUUCUGAAAUCUGUGUUCAUUUGUUGCAUGGUUCUGUAAGCCAAAAUAAUAUAGUUGAACUACUAACUAAAGGUAUGCCAAAAUUAUAUAAUAAAACAUAUGGUGUAGA
Mauremys mutica (yellowpond turtle) is the source of this 1458-nucleotide messenger RNA. RefSeq names its product transmembrane protein 182 (gene TMEM182). The record is from RefSeq and is a predicted model, not a curated record. The transcript is spliced from 5 exons. NCBI's taxonomy places the organism in Eukaryota, Metazoa, Chordata, Testudines, Geoemydidae. Gene Ontology annotation, cellular component: membrane. The coding region runs from base 1 to 714 and encodes 237 amino acids.